Lottia gigantea (owl limpet) is the source of this 2003-nucleotide messenger RNA. RefSeq lists its product as hypothetical. Bases 1 to 786 code for a protein of 261 amino acids. The transcript is spliced from 4 exons. NCBI's taxonomy places the organism in Eukaryota, Metazoa, Mollusca, Gastropoda, Lottiidae. The record is from RefSeq and is a predicted model, not a curated record.
AUGGUUGGCAUAGAUAAUAAUAUUAACAGGUAUCUACCAAAUUGUCAAAAGGAUGGGUCAAUACAAGGAUAUAAGAACAUGAAUAUCAGAGUGAUAAUGCAACUGACAGCAGCCAUAUUUGGCUUGUCUGUAACUAUGGGCUUACCAACCCCACAGUCGAAUGCACCAACAUUAUCAACCCUUCUGCCUACAACGGUCAACCCUCAUCUGAUGCCGAACCCCUGCGGAGGAGAAAUAGAUAUGGAUUAUAUUCCAAAUGAAGAAGAACUAAGUGAAAGCAUACAUGAACUGUUACCAAACACCAUCAAGAUAAAAUCAAAGGUAGAAGGGUUGAAAACUAUUAUGGCUGCUAACCGAAUUCAAAACAAAAUUUUAAGAAGCAUAGUAGAAAAAAAAGCUUCAAGUGAAUACAACUCUGACGCAUUUCCUUAUCCAAACAACCUCUUUUCGGGCGAUAUGUUUUCUGAUUUGUACAAAAACAUGUCGAUGGUGGAAAUCUAUUACUCCAACUUGGCAGAAGUUGAAAAGAGUCACCAUGACGACAAUGAUGCAGAAAUUCUUGGUCAUCUGACAGAAGUUACUGACGCUGCACAGAAGAUACGUUGUCACUUGAGUAUAAUCUUAAGAUUUCAUGAACAAAUUGUACCUUCUGUCGAUUUCCAGGUCGAACCAAGUAAAAUUGAUAAUUCUUCUCGUGUUAGUCGCUACAUUAAACAUUAUCAAAUUUUUUAUAUGACGGAAGUCUUCGUAGAAAGUGUGAGAGAUUUAUUCUCCACUAUUUUUUAACUUUUUCAUCAAAAAUUCUUUUUUAAAUCACAACCACCGCGUGUUUGCGGUCAUGUAUUUGCGUAUAGCAAAUGUCGAAGUAACGACUGUGUCGUUAAAUAGCUUAUCGUUUAACAUUAUUUAUUUAUAUAUAAUUUACAUUACCAUUAUAGGGACCAAAACACACUUAAGGAACAUAACCACUAUAUAACUCUCUGAACAUGAUAUUAUAUAUUGUCAUGUGGGAGCCGCGGUGGCUCAGUGAGUUAGAAUCUUGCUCGUUAACCUGAGGGUCCAGGGUUCAAUCCCGGCAUAGAUCGAGAUAAUACCUUCGGAUUUUUCAACUCGGUUUCCCCUGAUGCAGGUACGACGGGCUGACAUGAAAAAAGCGUCUAGACGUUUGGAUGGGACAAUAAACCGAGGCCCCGUGUGCUACAUUUCAUUUAUAAUGACGUCAUGGAAAUCUAUUUAUUUGGACCUGACGCCAGGUUCAAAUUUUCAAAUUCAAUAGUGGUUAUGUCCCUUGAAUGAUAAAUAAUAGUCAUUUUCAUGUAUAUACAACAUUAAUUAAUUUAUUUGUAUAUCUGGUUGUUAUUUUAUAAAUGUAUUGUAUAUCUACAAAAAAAAAAAUUAAAAUGUUGUUAUUUAAAUGCCUGUUGUACAAUAACUUUUUUUUUUAUAUUCAAUGCUUGAUUAAGAAACAUGGUGUCAUAUGAACAUGUAUGUUUAAGUUGUACAACAAAUGAAAUUUUUUUUCGUGUGCACAAGAUUAUGUGUUGUGUUGAAUGCUUAUGCAGAAUAAUUUAGAAAUUUGAAAUAUGGUGUCAUUAUUUGUUUGAAUAUGUUGUACAACUAUUGAAAAUUUUCUGCCAAUGUUAGCUUAUGAUGAAUUUGAAGAAUAUAUGAAAUGAAUGUUGUUUUUGAACAAAUUCUGCAAAUUAUAUUUAGGUAUAUUAGUCCAUUCCGUUUCUAAGCUCACCAUGACUGCCCUACUUAACUUAACUGCCAGUAAAUUUCUUCAUAUUUUCAUUUUCAUUAUGAUACAUAGCAUAAUUUUUUUUCGUGGAAUUGUAAAUAUAACAUUUAUUAAUUUAUUAAAAUCAUUAUUUAUUACAAAAAAUCAAGUAACAUCUUCCAUAAAUAUUACUUCAUUAUUUAUUAAUUUAUUAUGUUGCUAUUUAUUGAUAAUUUAUAUGUAUUUAUUUCAUAAUUUAUAUAAAAUAAUGUAUUUUUGUAAA